Cajanus cajan (pigeon pea) is the source of this 1808-nucleotide messenger RNA. RefSeq names its product tubulin beta-5 chain. The record is from RefSeq and is a predicted model, not a curated record. Lineage: Eukaryota; Viridiplantae; Streptophyta; Magnoliopsida; Fabales; Fabaceae. Gene Ontology annotation, cellular component: microtubule. Gene Ontology annotation, molecular function: GTPase activity; GTP binding; structural constituent of cytoskeleton. Gene Ontology annotation, biological process: microtubule-based process.
AAGCAUUCGAUCGAACGGCCCAGCGCCUUCCCAGGACAAAGCGAGGGAUGACCCAUCAACACUCCUGACUCUCACUAUAAAAGACUCGCUCACUCACUUCCCUUCUCCCAAACUAUCUCUCUGUGUCAAUCGGCACUACUACAUCGCAGGUAAGGGAAAAUGAGAGAGAUCCUUCACGUUCAGGGAGGGCAAUGCGGGAACCAGAUCGGUUCGAAGUUCUGGGAAGUGGUGUGCGACGAGCACGGCAUAGAUCCAACGGGGAAGUACAUUGGACACUCAGAUCUGCAACUGGAGCGCGUGAACGUGUACUACAACGAGGCGUCGUGCGGGAGGUUUGUCCCACGCGCCGUCCUGAUGGACCUGGAGCCGGGGACGAUGGACAGCGUGAGGACGGGGCCGUACGGGCAGAUCUUCCGGCCGGACAACUUCGUGUUCGGGCAGUCGGGGGCGGGGAACAACUGGGCGAAGGGGCACUACACGGAGGGGGCGGAGCUGAUCGACUCGGUCCUGGACGUGGUGCGGAAGGAGGCGGAGAACUGCGACUGCCUCCAGGGCUUCCAGGUGUGCCACUCGCUCGGCGGCGGGACCGGUUCCGGAAUGGGGACGCUCUUGAUUUCCAAGAUCAGGGAGGAGUACCCCGAUAGGAUGAUGCUCACUUUCUCCGUUUUCCCCUCGCCUAAGGUCUCCGACACUGUCGUUGAGCCCUAUAACGCUACUCUUUCUGUUCAUCAGUUGGUGGAGAACGCUGACGAGUGCAUGGUGCUUGACAAUGAGGCGCUCUACGACAUCUGUUUCAGGACUCUCAAGUUGACCACUCCCAGCUUUGGUGACUUGAACCAUUUGAUCUCUGCGACCAUGAGUGGUGUUACAUGCUGUCUUCGUUUCCCGGGUCAACUCAACUCUGACUUGAGGAAAUUGGCUGUGAAUCUCAUCCCUUUCCCACGUCUGCACUUCUUCAUGGUUGGGUUUGCGCCUCUGACCUCUCGGGGCUCUCAGCAAUACCGUGCAUUGACAGUGCCGGAACUGACUCAGCAAAUGUGGGACGCAAAGAACAUGAUGUGCGCUGCAGAUCCCAGACACGGGCGUUAUCUCACGGCGUCAGCAAUGUUCAGGGGGAAGAUGAGCACCAAGGAGGUGGAUGAGCAGAUGAUAAACGUGCAGAACAAGAACUCUUCUUAUUUUGUUGAGUGGAUCCCCAACAAUGUCAAGUCCAGCGUGUGUGACAUUGCUCCUCGAGGGCUGUCCAUGGCGUCCACGUUCAUUGGGAACUCGACCUCGAUUCAGGAGAUGUUCAGGAGGGUGAGCGAGCAGUUCACGGCCAUGUUUAGGAGGAAGGCUUUCUUGCAUUGGUACACUGGGGAGGGCAUGGACGAGAUGGAGUUCACGGAGGCAGAGAGCAACAUGAAUGAUCUUGUUUCUGAGUACCAGCAGUACCAGGACGCCACUGCUGAAGAUGACGGAGAGUACGAGGAUGAGGAGGAAGAUGAUGUUGAAGGGGAUCAUAUGUGAAGGGGCUCAAUGUCAACAUGCUUGUCUCUUGCAUAUGCUAUGUCAUGCGUAAGUGUGUUUGCUCCGCUCUGCGAUUUGAUGAUUGUAAUUAGUGUAUGUACGGUUUGCGGGAUGAUACUGUGAUGAGCCUGGUUAUGGUUAAUGGUAGUGUGAGUGGAGGUUGGAGGGACAUGUGAUGCGGCACCUAUAUGUUUGUUCUUAUAUUGGCUUGCUUUUACUUUUUGUUCCAUCUGGUAUACUGGAUCAUGUUUCCUUAAUAUUUUGUUAUUCUUAUGCAUGGCUUUUGUCUACAUUGGAUU